Molecule: messenger RNA, 697 nt
Organism: Rhagoletis pomonella (apple maggot)
Lineage: Eukaryota; Metazoa; Arthropoda; Insecta; Diptera; Tephritidae
Exons: 1
Coding region: 1-621 (206 amino acids)
Cellular component (GO): extracellular region
Molecular function (GO): chitin binding
Source: RefSeq, a predicted model, not a curated record
AUGCAUGCCACAUUUGGAAAAUUGGUUUUACUUUGUCUUUGCACUAGAGAAACACUUGCUGAACAUUUCAAGGAGUGCAAACAUUCAGCCGAUGGCAAUUUCGUAGCCAUUGAAAACAAUUGUCUCGGCUACAUUUACUGCAUGGGCGAAAACUCCUUCACAGAUUUAUGUCCAGUUGGCACAUAUUUUGAUCCACAACAGCAACAGUGCACAGAUGAUGUUUCCUUCAAAUGCGUCGAAUAUAUUGCGGAAAACGCUGAAGGCGCGGGGCAACAGAGCGAAUCUGUGCAACAGCAGUCAACAACAUUAGCAUCACCAAAUUAUAAUGCAGCUAGUACAACACCUAGUAAUAUCGCAGCAACAACACAUGUAACAGUCGCAACGAUCGUCGAUACGCUGCCAUCAACAACAGUGCCGCAUCGUCCACACUGCCAGCCCGCGGUGGAUGAGUAUUUUCCCUAUCAACUACGUUGUGAGUACUAUUAUAGAUGUUCGCGUGGCUACUUGAGUAUUUUACGCUGCAGCUUUGGUUAUGGUUGGGAUUUUCUGCUGGAGAAGUGUGUGCCAUUCAAGCAAGCACAGUGCUAUAGGAUAUCGGAGGUACAGGCUUUUAAGUUUUAAGUAGUUUUUUGCUCUUAUUAUUUAGUUUUAAGAUAACUAUUUAUUUGAAUAAACGCGCUUUGUUUUUUACGUUCAG